AUAUCCAAUUACAGUUCAUUGCACAACAGGAAUUGGUCGUUCCGCUACAUUUGUGGCGAUUGAAUUGGUACUUGAAAUGCUUAGUAUGGGCCAAAAUUGUAUUAUGGCUGAUUUAUUAUCGAAUUUACGAAAGCAACGAGCACAAGCUAUUAAUUCUUGGAAGCAAUAUCUAGCAAUACACAAGCAUAUUAUGAAUUAUUUGAUAACACAUAAAAAGAUUCCGAAAGAAAUUUUAGAAGAAGUUGAUGAAUUUUUAAAUGCAUGCAUGAAACAAAUGGCUGUGAAGAAGUGA
Messenger RNA from Acanthocheilonema viteae, 292 nucleotides. The record is from the annotation of a GenBank genome assembly. NCBI's taxonomy places the organism in Eukaryota, Metazoa, Nematoda, Chromadorea, Rhabditida, Onchocercidae.